AUGGAUGUCUUCUACUCCUACACCUACGGCACCGCCGGCUGGCUCGCCCUCCAGGCCGCGCCGCUCAUCAUCUCUCCGAGCAUGAUUGUCGCGAUGAUGGCGCCCGAAGUCCGCGAUGCCACACCUCUCGAGGUGUACUUUUCCCGUUCCCUGGGAGUGGCACUCAUCACGCUAGGCGUCCUGUGCGUGCUGCUCACGGGCUCAGUGCCAUUGACGUCGCGACUCAGCUCUGGCGGUACUACCACCGACCCUCAAGACCCUAAGGCGCCCUACGCGCUGCCCACCCUGACCGUCACCACCGCCUACCACGCGGCCGUCUCCUUCUACUGCUACGUCAUGUGGACCGAGACCACUGUCAGCUCCUUCGGCUUCGGCACCGCCUUCAGCGGCGUCCUCUUCGCUGUCGGCAUGUGGUGCAUCCUGUUCGCCAGCAGUGACGGCCGCAUCAGCCGCAAGACCGGCGCGGACAAGAGGACCAGUGGUUUCCCCUUCAAGAACCGCGAGUCUGACAGGAGGAAGGGCAAGGCUCUCUAA
This is a messenger RNA of Aplosporella prunicola CBS 121167, 534 nucleotides long. RefSeq lists its product as uncharacterized. The record is from RefSeq and is a predicted model, not a curated record. NCBI's taxonomy places the organism in Eukaryota, Fungi, Ascomycota, Dothideomycetes, Botryosphaeriales, Aplosporellaceae. The transcript has 4 exons. Bases 1 to 534 code for a protein of 177 amino acids.